GCAAAUACGUGACGAAUUAAUGGCACUUGCCGGAGAUGUUCAACUUGUUGUCGAUAAUACGGGUGCGUAUGCGAUACUUGGAGACAGUGCAACGAAUUUGAUGGAAUCCGUGAGUGACGAUACGUUACUUCCUUAUGUUAUGAACGUAAUGACUGCUUCAGAAGAAGGAUACGACUUAACAAAGGAUAUGUCCGACUCUGAUAUAUCGGGCCUAUUAUCU
Messenger RNA from Diversispora eburnea, 220 nucleotides. Lineage: Eukaryota; Fungi; Glomeromycota; Glomeromycetes; Diversisporales; Diversisporaceae. The record is from the annotation of a GenBank genome assembly.